AUGUCUACUUCAACUUCAACAAAUCCAAUCGCUAUUCCUCCAUUUAUCUUCAAGGACAUGGAAUUUGUCGGGAACGAGAUGGAAUUUCAAGAAUCCUUGUUAACUCUUCUGCCUGAGAAGAUGGUCGAUUUCAAUAGUUUGAAAGUUAAUGGAUAUGAUGUGGAACCCUACUUUGCUUCUCAAGGUUGGAAUAGGUACUUCGAGAUGCUGAACGGUCCAAUCUACCCAGAUCUCCUUAAGCAUUUCUGGAUGAAAGCUAAGGUCUUCUCCAAGUACGAAGCAAAGCACGAAGAACUUCUAGCUAUUGAAAGAAAUCCAAGUCUGAAAGGAAAAUCUCGGAAGGAGAUGGGUCUUCUUGAGUUUACUGGUACUCAGAUUAGGUCAAAUGUCUGCGGCAUAAAUCUCACUUUCUCAAAGGUUCACUUUAAUGCUCUGCUUGGGUUAACAAACUCUAGUAUGAUUUUGGAUAGUUUUGAAAAGGAUAUAAGAUAUAGAGAAGAUCUUCUGCACAUGAUGUUUACAGAUUUAAAACUGAAGGGUAAGGUCAAAGGAAUGACUGAUGAGUGCAGGGUUCUGUUUAAGAUUAUCAUAUCAUCUAUUUGUCCAAGACUAGGUGCGAUUUUCUUCAGCAAGUCUCAGAGGAGAACAACCAUUGUUCAUCCUAGAUUAUUGUCUGAUCUACUCUUUCAAGGGAGAAUAGUGAAGCAGCUUAAGAAGUUUCAUCCAGAACUUGUUGAGAAUAAGAUUACUCCAGAGGUUCUAUCUGCAAACUUCCUAUCCAAAAUGCAUCUCAUCAACACCAAAGUGGUUCAACCUGCACAAGACUUUCAAGUUCGAACAGGUGAUCCAUUUUAUGUGGAUGGGUAUCCUAUAGUCUCUGAAUUGGAUUGUGAAGAGGUUAUUCAGAACUAUUUGAAAGCGCUUAAGGGAGAAGGUUAUGUGGUCACUAGGGAUAUGGUACCAAAGGAGCCAACUGUCAGCAUGUACAACCCUAAAAAAAGGAAGUCCAAAAGAAAGGCUGAAACUCAAGAGGAUCAAGUUCAGCCAGAUCUUCUGGCUCAGAAGAAGAUCAAGGUAGAACAAGCUGUUGCUGAACAAAGGACAAAGCAGAAGCAUGAAGAACCUGCUGAAAAGCUGACUCAGAAGAGACACUCUGAUGAGGAAACUCUUGCUGAUAGGCUUCGGAAGAAACAAGUUCCUGUAUCUAAAGGUAAGGAUCCUAAGAUCUCUUUUAAUGAAGCUGAAAUUGGAUUAGGUUUCACAAAACCUCUUAGAACCAUUCACCCUGACCCCAUUAAUAUUUCAGACUCAGAAGAACAAAGUUGUUCAACUGAUGAGCUGAUCAAAGAAGGUAAGAAAAGUCUUUCAAAACUUACCUCCUCUGAUAAGUCUCAGCAGAAGGACAAACAAGUUCUCUCUGAAGAUCCUAUAACUGAACUAGAAAAACAUCUGAGCCCAAAUACUCUGAACAAUCAUCCUUUCUCUCACGAAACUACCAAACCCAAAUCACCUACCAAACCAAAAUCUCCUGUUAAACCCAAAUCACCACAAAAUCAACCACAAAAAGAAACAUCUGCCAAACAAACAUCUGAUCCACAACCAAAAAAAUCUCCUGAACCCAUACACUCUCCCACCAAACACUCUACUCAAACCUCUCCUACCAAAUCUCCUGAACCAACUACUGAACCCACAAACUCUGAACAAAAUUCUGAACCUAACCCAACCCCAAGUGCUGAACAUGUAUCUCCUGAACGUGUUCACACUUGUGCUCCUUGUCCCUUAGAAGUAGAUGUUGUUGAUAAUAUCAACUCUGCUCCUGAAUCAUCCAAGCCUUACACAAUUCCUUAUACCUACCCCACAACAUCUGACCCUUUUAGAAGCCUAUCCAAUCAGCUUUAUGAUGAUCUUUUAAGGUUGUCUGAACUUAAGAACAGGCUCUUGGUUUGUCCUUCUGAUGUGGAUGUUGAGGUGUCGGCUCUCAAGGCCAAGAUAUGUGAUACACUGGAUAUGGUUGGUAAGAACAUCAAAGCUGAGAUUGGUAAACGGGACAUGAAAGUUGUCAGUCUGAUGAGGGAAGCUAUUGCAAGAGCAAGUCUGAAGAGAUUGACCAUGUUUAACCAUGAAGAAGCUGAGACCUCUAGGGCUGCAGCUAAAGCGGCUGAUGAUAUGCUACUUCAUAUGUUCAAGAACUGCUGGGUGGACUCCAAUUUGUUCAAGUGCUUAGAGGAUCAGAGGAUUGAGACUGAGAGGAUUGCUCAAGAGGCUGCAUUGCUAGAUCAAGAACAAGUUCUUAUGAUUGAUUAUCCAGAGGAUGGUGGAUCUUCCUCUGAUAAUGGAAAAGCCCCUAUGGAAGCAGAUAUGGAUCAUCUAAGGGUUUUGGAGCAAGCUAUUGAAGAACAGAGGUCAGAUCACCAAGUUCUUGCAAGCAAGGUGGAUAAGUUGGAUUCCAAAGUGGAUAAUCUGAAUAACAAAUUUGAUAUUAUCAUCGCCCUCCUCCAAAAACCCUAG
Molecule: messenger RNA, 2508 nt
Organism: Trifolium pratense (red clover)
Lineage: Eukaryota; Viridiplantae; Streptophyta; Magnoliopsida; Fabales; Fabaceae
Exons: 4
Coding region: 1-2508 (835 amino acids)
Source: RefSeq, a predicted model, not a curated record